Molecule: messenger RNA, 1574 nt
Organism: Amphimedon queenslandica
Lineage: Eukaryota; Metazoa; Porifera; Demospongiae; Haplosclerida; Niphatidae
Product: branched-chain-amino-acid aminotransferase, cytosolic-like
Exons: 13
Coding region: 79-1257 (392 amino acids)
Biological process (GO): L-leucine biosynthetic process; L-valine biosynthetic process
Cellular component (GO): mitochondrion
Molecular function (GO): branched-chain-amino-acid:2-oxoglutarate transaminase activity
Source: RefSeq, a predicted model, not a curated record
GUAAAACCAUCGAAAGUUGAAACUCGACAUUGGUUAGAUCGAAGCAAAUAAAGGAAGAAAUAGAGAAACAAGCUGCUGAUGGCUCUGUUAAGGUUUCCUUUAAGACUGAACAAGGUACUUACUAGUCCAGCCAUUAGUACAAGUAUCAGAAGUGUAUCUUCUCUCAAGUAUGAUGGUAUUAAAGUUUCACUCACUGAUAACCCAAAAGUCAUUCCUCCUCACGAUAAGCUCAUAUUUGGACAAGUCUUUACUGAUCACAUGUUAACCAUUAAUUGGAGUCACGAUGACGGAUGGAACACACCUCAUAUAGUACCCUAUGAUCACCUGUCCAUCUCACCAGCUGCUGCUUGCUUCCAUUAUGCUGUUGAAUGUUUUGAAGGUAUGAAGGCCUAUCGUGGAGUAGAUGAUAAGAUUAGACUGUUCCGUCCGAUGGAGAAUAUGAAGAGACUCAAUAAUUCUGCUAGAGCUGCCAGCCUACCGGAGUUUGAUGGUGAGGAGUUUGUCAAGUGUCUAAAGGAAUUGGUUAGAAUUGAUCAGAAAUGGAUACCGGCACAUUCCACCAAAUGUUCGCUGUACAUUAGACCAACUUUCAUUGCAACUGAACCUAUUAUUGGUGUUCAGAAGUGUCGCAAUGCUCUGCUGUAUUGUAUUAAUUGUCCAGUAGGUCCGUACUUCCCCAAGGGGACGUUCAAUCCUGUUAAGUUAUAUGCUGAUCCAGCUUUUGUAAGAGCAUGGCAUGGAGGAGUGGGCGAAUCUAAAAUGGGAGGUAAUUAUGGUCCUACAAUAAGAGUCCAGACAUUAGCAGAGUCAGAGAAGAACUGUGACCAGGUACUGUGGCUCUAUGGGGAAGACAGACAGUUGACAGAGGUUGGUACUAUGAAUAUAUUUAUGCAUUGGAUCAAUGAAGAUGGAGAUCCUGAGAUAGCCACACCUCCUUUGAAUGGUAUCAUAUUACCUGGAGUGACAAGGGAUUCUUUACUUGCACUGGGAAAGACAUGGGGUACACAUAAAAUAUCAGAGAGGAAGAUUACAAUGGAUGACAUAAAGAUUGCUCUAGCAGAAGGAAGAAUUAAAGAGAUGUUUGGUGCAGGUACUGCUUGUGUGGUUUGUCCUAUUAGUGAUAUAUUAUACCUCAAUGAAUCAUUGCAUAUACCAACUAUGGAAAAUGGUCCUGAAGUAGCUAAAAGAUUUUACAAAGAACUAACAGACAUUCAAUAUGGAGUUGUAGAGCAUGACUGGACUGUUGUAGUUGACUGAUUCAGGCCAUACACUAUUUAUAUUUGGAGAACAUUAUAUAUUAUAUUAUUGUGAUGUAUUUACAAGCUCCAGCGUUUUAUUUAUUAUUAAUUAUUAUUACUGUCAUUUUCCUUUUUGAUUUUCAUCAUUUUUGUAGUCAAAACCAUUGUUUUAAAAAUUAAAAUAUACAGCAAAUCAGCAAUUAAUGCUGCCAGCAGCAUUAAUUAUAAUAUAUAUAUGUAUAAAAAUAGCAUAUCAAGUAGCCGACAAAUAAUAGCAGUUAAUUAAUUGCACAGGCAAAAUAAUCAAUAGUUCAGCAUUUUAAAUAACAGCAAAAA